Suillus plorans is the source of this 1005-nucleotide messenger RNA. RefSeq lists its product as uncharacterized. NCBI's taxonomy places the organism in Eukaryota, Fungi, Basidiomycota, Agaricomycetes, Boletales, Suillaceae. The transcript has 4 exons. Bases 1 to 1005 code for a protein of 334 amino acids. The record is from RefSeq and is a predicted model, not a curated record.
AUGCCUGAUGACCCUCAUCCAGAAUGGACCGUCACCUGCGACACUUGCCAUAAAACCUUGGAGUGGUUCGUUUGCAAGACUAAUACCAAUGGAAACCAAGCUAAAUGGAUGGCUUGUUGUGUCGUUGGCAAAUGCUACUUCUUCUGUAGCGCAUACAGUCAAAAUGGCAUGCCACUUCAUUCACCUGAACUUCCCCAAGGUGACUCACAGUCGCCACCUUGGAAGAAACCCCACAGGGGUAAGGGCAAGUGCCGCAUUCAUGGUUGCCCCAACAUUCAUAUUAAUGUGAAGUGUGGGUGGAGUGUUUGCGCAAGACACUGUCGCGGACUUGGUGGCUGUGGUCUCAAAGACCAUACACCAUUGAAUCAACCCCUUGCUGAUGAUGAUGAUCUGGAACCGGACGGAAAUGCAUCUCGCUUGGACGAAGAUGUUCUCGAGCUGUCAGAUAAUGAUCUGAUCUAUGAAAACAAUCUGACUGACAAGGAGGAAGAUCAACUAGUCUCAGAUCCUGCCUGUUCUGCUGCUCCCACUCUGGAUGAUCCUCCUAUUCCCACUCUGGAUCCUCCUUCGGCUCCAGCAGCAGGUCCAUCUAAUGGCAAGGGCAAGAAUCGUGCCAUGCCUGUCCAUCCAAACCAGUGUCUUCUGUCAAAAUCUCCACCUAAGCCUACCUCAAACCAACCCAAGCAUUCUUUACAGCUCCCACCCCUCUUUACUAUGCAGUUGGAGCAGGAACAUUACCUGGAUGAGAAACAACAUCAGCAUGAUGCUGCUCGUAUCAAGAGCAGUCAGUGUGCGAAGUACAGCGUCACUGUGCAUGCAUUUGUCCAGAAUGGUGAUCCACCAUCAUCCUUCGUCUUCCAGACAGGGUUUGAAUGGCUACACUUCUAUCUCAUGUAUGAGGUGCUCCGUGAGCUUGAUCUACCUGCUACUAACCUGGAAGACAUCAGAGAUGGAUAUCAACCAUCCAAGCUACACCUUUUUGACCCCAGCACACGGGCUUGGUGA